CGAGAGCAGGAACUGGUACCGCCAUUUCUUCUGUGGUCUCUCUCUGCGAGUUUCGCGGAGCCUCCAACAGCGCCAUGUUGGGGCAGAGCAUCCGGAGGUUUACCACCUCUGUGGUCCGGAGGAGCCACUAUGAGGAGGGCCCUGGGAAGAAUUUGCCAUUUUCUGUGGAAAACAAGUGGCGGUUACUGGUUAUGAUGGCCGUGUUCUUUGGGUCUGGAUUUGCAGCACCUUUCCUUAUAGUAAGACACCAACUGCUUAAGAAAUAGGAUGCUUAAAUUCAUCUGUGAAACAGAUAAGAAGAGCAUUGUAUGAAGUCCAACCUCUGAAAAUUGGAUCAAGCUCUGCUGAACUUAAUAGCAUACUGGUUAUGUUUGUAAAUAAACUUAAUACAUGAA
Echinops telfairi (small Madagascar hedgehog) is the source of this 395-nucleotide messenger RNA. RefSeq names its product cytochrome c oxidase subunit 7C, mitochondrial. Bases 75 to 266 code for a protein of 63 amino acids. Gene Ontology annotation, biological process: mitochondrial electron transport, cytochrome c to oxygen. The transcript has 3 exons. The record is from RefSeq and is a predicted model, not a curated record. Lineage: Eukaryota; Metazoa; Chordata; Mammalia; Afrosoricida; Tenrecidae.